Messenger RNA from Agrilus planipennis (emerald ash borer), 3120 nucleotides. RefSeq lists its product as uncharacterized. NCBI's taxonomy places the organism in Eukaryota, Metazoa, Arthropoda, Insecta, Coleoptera, Buprestidae. The record is from RefSeq and is a predicted model, not a curated record. The transcript has 3 exons. The coding region runs from base 291 to 497 and encodes 68 amino acids.
GCCUCAAUGCACAUCUUCAAAAGUAGAAUGUGAGAUGCGCCGGGUAACAUUUGUGAUUCUUGGUGGGGUUUGGCUUGGAUGAACUCGCUCAGCUUCCACCAGUGCGUGCUAAAUCUUCUCGAGGGGUGGUUGUUUUCACACUAAAUUAAGGCAUAAACAAUUCCGUAAGAAGUUUUAUUAAUUAAAAUCAUUCCGUUUAAGAAAAUCUAAAAGUCUACGGUAAGUUAAAUGUAGAUGCUACCUAGAGGGCGUGCGGUUCUUAGCUAGGGGCUUCCACAUCCCCGCUCAACAUGCCAGUGGGAGGCAGAGUGGCCGGCAAAGUCACUGGAAUUAUAUCAAACGGCUACGAUGGACGAUCAUAUCAAGGCAUCAACGAAGAAAUAAUAUGGGUCAGCAUAGGAAUGGGUAUCACAAUAGCUGUCCUGAUAACAAUCGCAUUGUGUUAUAUAAUGCGAGAAAAAUGCAUCCAGAAAAGGGAAUAUUACAUUUCUGCAUGAGUUGCUCCCGUCUAAACGAUUUUUGGUUUCUAUUAUUAAUGUCGUAGAACCGUUAUGGAACCUACUUCGUUUUUAUUAAUUAAAACAUUAACGGGUACUAAUAAAACAUUUUUAAAAGUGCUGUCGACGACAAUGGAAACAAACGACUCGAGUGCCAUAAACGGGUAAAUUGAAAUUUGUUUAUUCUAAUCGUUUGUUUUCACCUAAAUUGACAGUACUUAAAGUAAAUGUGUUACAUAGACUUUAUAAAGUAAAAAGAUGCUUUUAAUCCUGUUCAAAACAGUUUUUACUUGUCAAACAAGUUAACGAUAAAUAAUUAACGUAAAAAUAUAAAGUUAAAAACGUCCAAUAAAGUACGGAAGGAGUAUGUUACAAUUCAACUCUUUAUUAGGAUUAUAGCAUUUCUUUCUCAGAGUGUUGAUAGUUCUUAAUAUAAACAAAAUAAUAAUCUUUAUUGAAAUGAAUUUAAAAAUGAUUUCAUGGUUUAUUUAAAAAUUACAAUUAAUUGCAAUUGUAUAUCGGAAGACCAUUCAACGUUAGAUUACAAGAACAUAACCUUAUAAAACGAAAAGUAGCAAUAAGAAAAAGGUUCUUAUUUCCUGCAUCAACUGUUUAGUAUUGGAUUAAAAUAAUACUAAACACUAGAAUAUAGAAUCUAAUAGAAUGUCUUUUUUAAUUCAAUUUUGAGAGAAUUUUGUAAUCGAAAUAAGUAAUGUAGCAGAGCAUACAUACAUUUUAUAGUUAGUACCUAUUUUACUUGCGUGUACAUUGUUGCUUGUUGAAAUUAAAUAAAUAUGGAAAUGUGAGAGGUAAAUUUACAAUGAAACGUUCAAUAAAAACGAGAAAUGCGAUCUAAUUUCUGGUUUAUAGAAAGAUUUAUUGCUACAUGAGGACUUUUAUGGUUGAAGUUAUAUCUCGGGUGGCUAGAUCUAAUUUCAGGAGGAAAGUUACGCAAUAGAAAAACGUUCGAUAUGACUAAGUUAAACUUUAACUUUCAUAUUUGUGCAUUCGAUUAUUUGGAUUCGAAAAAUUUUGGCACGUUUCCUCUAUGAAUAUAAAAUAUGCAAAGUCUAUUAAUCAGAAGUUUGUCAAUAUUUGCUGAAAGUAUCGAAUCUUUACCCCCCUCAAGGAACUGAAAAUAAAAUUUUUGAUUUUGUACUUUCAAUAAAAAGUUAUCCAAUUGAAUUAAAAUUUAUAUACACGAAUGUUGAUGCUAGGAAACAUGGUCUUGUAUUUAAGAUAAUAUACUUUAAGGGAGAAAUUAAAAUGUUCAUUCUCUGCUCAAUGCAUGUCUAUGUAUUUACAUUUUAAGGGUUUCUCAUCUUCUGCAAUUUUUCUAAUUAAAAGAGAUAGAAAAUUUAGUUUAUUGUUAGGUAUCUAAAUAAAAAAAGGAAUUGAUUUAAAAUGUCUGCCAGUAAUAAUAGAAACACCAGAUGAUCCACAAACGUUUCUGUGUGUUUAUUAUUUAAAAUACUGUCUAUUUUAUUUAUGGUGGAUAUACAACAGGGUAGUACAAUACAGAGACCUUUCAAGGGUGUACGAAAUUUAAGAGAGAGAGUGUGAGAGUGGACAUUUCUUAUUUCUUGUUUCCAUUUGGAAAUGUAUUCUUUUGCUUCGUUUUGAACACGCCCUUAUUAAGUUAGGAAUUACUGCAUGAGUAGUAUAUAUAAAGUGGAAAAAAGUAACUGAAUAAUAAAAGCUUUGCAGCGGUUAGGAGUUGGUUAGGUAUCAAGGUCGACUUUAUAACUGCCUGGUUGGAAUUAUAUCUCUUAACAAUCGCCUUUGCUUUCCUAAAUUCCUGAAAUUGUUUAACUUUCUUUAAUGUUCGAUGCAGCAUGCUCAAAUUCUGCUUAUUUGCAUCUCUUUCUAAUGUUAUUCCUUUUUCUUUAUUAGUGUCCGCUGCAAUUCUUAUCUGACCUCUCUUUUCUAUGUUUACGAUAUUCUCUGUAUCGUCUGUCGUGAGUUAAAGUAGGACCUCUGUCAGCUACCGCUGUAAUAUAGUUAGUACGUUGAAAGAAGAAAGUAAAUGCGACAGUUGAACAAUUUUGGACGUUCUAACUAUAAUAAAUAUAAACAAUAUCAUCGUUGGGAUAAUGUUAUCAUGUUCGGUAUCUCUAAAUCAUUUUUUGAACUGCUGGGGAUAGUAAGGGGUUCUAGGAGCACACAAAGGUCACUACCAUAGAAGAUGGAUUCUACAAAAGCGUCUUUAAAUUUAUUACUUACUCUAUGUCAUGUUAAAGCACGAGAAUGACAAAAUGUUCACAAAAUCAAAUGAUAAAUUAAGAAAAUUAAACGUGUUAGGUAGACAUUCGCACUGGCAUAAUAUUAAUUAAUUCAAUUCCUUUUUUAAAACAUCAAAUGCGUCUAUUACUGAAAGAAAAAGUUUCUUUGAUUCUAUAUUUUACCUAGUGUUAAGAAUGUAGAACCAAGUUGUAUUAGGAUUUUUUUGCCUGUUUGAAAAAAUUCAUAAUUGUAACUUAUUCUUUCUUAAAUGUGGACCAAGUUAAAAAUAAACGUUCAGAUAGAUUUUCAUGGUUACCUAAUAUGUACGUUAGAUUAAAAUGAUAGAGUAGAUAAAUAUAUCAUGAUGUCAAUUCAUUGUAACAUGAAAAAAAGAAAUGAA